Molecule: messenger RNA, 1580 nt
Organism: Oryza brachyantha (malo sina)
Lineage: Eukaryota; Viridiplantae; Streptophyta; Magnoliopsida; Poales; Poaceae
Product: short-chain dehydrogenase TIC 32 B, chloroplastic-like
Exons: 8
Coding region: 389-1216 (275 amino acids)
Source: RefSeq, a predicted model, not a curated record
GAAUCGAUUCUUGCGCCGCGAUUCCAACCCUUUCUCUUUCUCUGCGUCCUUCCCAUCUUCUUCCCUGCACCGAUUCCAGCCCCGCGACCAAAUCUCCACCGGCUUCUCCAACCAUAAAUAACCACCACCUCUUCUCCCUCCCCGCACCAACCUACCCGUCCAUGCACGCCAGCCUCGCGCCCGCGCAUUAAACAACCCGGCGAGCGAGCGAGCCAUCCCUCCGGCGAGGUGUAACUGCUUCUUGGCGUGUUCGGCGACUUCUUGGGGGAGAGUUCAGUUGGCGGGGCGGCUGAGCUUUUCUUCUCGUGUUCUUGUUCUGGGGUUUGGGUUUGGGUUUGGGGGUGGUGCAGUGUUGGAUUGCCAGUUGGGUUUCUUGGCGAGGGAUUGAAUGGGAAUCUUGUCGCUCAUCACCGGGAAGGCGGGGCCGAGCGGGUUCGGCUCGGGAUCCACGGCGGAGCUCGUCACCGCCGGCGUCGACGCCUGCCGCCUCACCGUCAUCGUCACAGGAGGAGCAAGUGGCAUUGGUCUGGAGACCUCGCGGGUUUUCGCACUGAGAGGAGCUCAUGUCAUCAUUGCAGCAAGGAACACAGAAGCUGCAUCAGAGGCAAGGAAGAAUAUCGUGGAGGCAAACCCAAAAGCUCGCAUCGAUGUUCUGAAGCUUGACCUCAGCUCCCUUAAGUCUGUCAGAGCUUUUGCAGAUCAGUUCAACUCGAUGAACCUUCCUCUGAACAUUCUGAUAAAUAAUGCCGGCGUGAUGUUCUGUCCAUUUGAAUUGUCUGAAGAUGGGAUUGAAAUGCAGUUUGCAACCAAUCAUCUUGGUCACUUUCUGUUGACCAACCUCCUCCUUGAUAAAAUGAAAGCAACCGCGAAGUCUACUGGUAUUGAAGGUCGUAUUGUGAACUUGUCAUCUGUUGCUCACCACCAUACAUAUCCAAACGGAAUUGACUUUGAUAAAGUCAACGACGAGAAAAUAUACAAUGACAAGAUGGCUUAUGGGCAAUCUAAGCUGGCGAACAUACUUCACGCAAAAGAGCUCUCUAGACGGCUGGAGAAUGAAGGAGCCAACAUCACUAUUAACUGUGUUCAUCCUGGAUUGAUCAUGACCAAUUUGAUGAGGCACUCCUUUUUCCUUAUGAGUACGAAUGGGUCGUUCAAUUUGCCACCUACAUCUUGUGGAAGAGCGUACCCCAGGGAGCAGCUACCACUUGCUACGUAGGACUGAACCCUCAGCUCAAGGGAGUGACCGGAAAAUACUUCGCUGACUGCAAUGUGGAGAAAACUAGCAAAUUUGCGAGAAACGAUGUGCUGGCGAAGCAGCUCUGGGAAUUCAGCGAGAAGCUGAUCAAGUCUUCAAAAUGAUGGCCCAAAGCACGAUCAUCAGCAUUAGAAAGAAGUGUUCUCAUAUGUUUGAUCAAUGGCAUAUGUGAUCGAUUGAUAAAUAUGUGUAGCAGCAGUAGUAUUAGGAACCUACCGUAUUGUGAACCCUUGACAAAUAAACUUCUAGUGCUUCUCCUUGGGUAUAAACCUGUACUCUUGUUAAUAUAUGAAUCGUUCAGCAGUUGUGGAAUUUGGUCUGGCUA